AUGCUGACCCAGGAACAAAAGAUGCAAGCCGCCCUGCUGAAGGCGUCAAAGGCUCUGAUAGACUCCAGUAUCCUCGGCGAAGUUGUCCCAGCCGAGUUUCGCCCCUCGGUCGAGCUCAAUGUCAAGUAUCUGUCCAAGAAAGUGACGUACGGCAAGGAACUGAACAUCGAUGUCUCGUGGAUCCCUGAAGAAGGAGCAUACUAUACCCUGAUCCUGACCGAUCCCGAUGUCCCGUCAAGGAAAAAUCCCGAGGAUGGAGAGUACCGUCACUGGGUCGUCUCGAACAUCCUGAACUCGGACUACGCCAACGGCGAGGACUUGACCGAAUACGAGCCGCCGUGUCCUCCGGUCGGCACCGGUCUUCAUCGGUACAUCUUCCUUCUCUACAAACAGCCCGGCUUCCUGGACCUGUCAGUCAUUUCCAAGAGGCGAGAGCGCUGGGAAGCUGAUUCAUGGGCCAAGAGCUUCGGCAUGGAGCUGGUUGGCUGCAAUUUCUUCAAGGGCCAGCAAAAGCAAUAG
Molecule: messenger RNA, 519 nt
Organism: Polychytrium aggregatum
Lineage: Eukaryota; Fungi; Chytridiomycota; Chytridiomycetes; Polychytriales
Product: phosphatidylethanolamine-binding protein
Exons: 3
Coding region: 1-519 (172 amino acids)
Source: RefSeq, a predicted model, not a curated record